GUGAGUUAGUAGCGGCAUCAGAGCAGCAGCAGCAGCAGCAGCAGCGCAGAGCACCUUCACCGCACUCUGCGUUUAAUGAAUUACCAAGAGCACAGAAUGCAGCCAUAAAUCAGCCUCGAUUUUACUUUUCACUCGCCCAGAAGAGCCACAGGCUGGUCCAGCCCUCUGACACGGAGGUUUAUCGCUUCAGCAGCAGAUCCGCGCUUUACUCCUCUCAGCGCAGCAAUGAUAUCGCAGGGAUGGGUCAUUUUCGUUGUGCUGGUCAAGUGCGUUUUCUCAGUACCUGUGUCCACCACUCACAUGGAUAAUGAGGAUGUCCAGGUGAUGAAAUGCAUAGUGGAGGUUCUCACUGAUGCCCUGUCCAAACCACACUCCAUCCCAGUAUCUCAACAAUGCCUGCAAACCCUCAGAACUGAUGACAGGCUUGUAACUGUGCUGCGCCACCGCAACUUCCUCCAGGAGUUGCAGGACAUUGCUGUGGAAGGAGCCAAUGAGAAGAGAAUAAAGGAUGGUGUUGAUUAUAUAAGUAACCACUCUGAAGACUCGAAGUCCACUACAGAUCGGUCAAUGCUUGUUGCCAUGGAGAGACCAGGAGAGGAAAGGGAGGAGAAGAGAAGUGAAGAGGAGGAGCAUGACAGAGAUAGCGAAGAGAGAGAGCAGAAGGCUCAGGAGCACAAUGAAAUCUCCAGCCAGGAGAGGAGGAACGAGGGUGAGGAGGAUUCAGAUGCCAUGAAUGAGGACCAGGAACACAAACGAGCCCUGAUGAAGAAAGGAACAAAGAAGGAUGAAGAGGAGAAGCGUUCCAGCUUAGAAGAGGAGGAAGCAGAUGAGACAGCGGGAGAAGGAGAGCAUUCUGAGGUGAAGAAAUCUGCAGAGGAGGAGAGCCAAGAGGAGCAGGAGACGGUGGAGAAAAGGAGAGAAGGUCCAUGGCAGCUAGAGGGGGAAGAGAAAGCCAAAGCUGAAGUGAAGCGCUGGAGCCGCACCAGGCAACUGGCCCACAGACGAGCAGAGAUGGGUGCUUAUGACCAGCAGGAGGCUCCACACCACUCAAAAGAGGUGCCGGGGCAGGGUGAAGGGGAAGUGUGGAAGAGUCCUGAGGAGCAGGAGCUUCAAAUGAUGGCAAGGAGAGACCCAGAGGACAGGAGGGAGGAGGAGGGGAGUGCCAGCAAGAAGACAGAGGAUGCUGAGAUCGAGAGUUUGGCUGCAAUAGAGUCUGAGCUGGAGAACGUGGCUCAGAAACUGCACGAGUUGCGCCGCGGUUGAACUAGAGCAAGCAUUUUCCUUACUCACCUCACCGUUCUCCCUCCGGCUCCCCUUCAGGAGGGAGCAUGCUCCGUCCAGAUGAAGCUUUCUUCCCUUUAGUUUAGCCACAGCAGUGCAGACACUUUCCACUUUGGCUUUCACCCCUUUUCCCUUAUGCUUCAGAAACACAAUGCUGCAUAGUGCAACUGUUACAACAAAAGGACGUGAGCCAACUCCCAUUGGCUUUCUACCUAGCACAGGCCCCUGCUUCAGCUUUACACCAGUAUCUUGCUUGCUUAUUGAAGAAACGUGGGUAUCACGUAAAACUAACGCAAAGAAAAUGCUAGAAAAAUAAGUGCUAACAUGAAAGGAUUGAAUUUAUAUACAGAAAAGUACAUAUUCUUUUUAAAGGUACUGCACCUGAUUGAUCCUCAUGCAAUAACGUUUUUAUCGAAUAUGGUGAUUUGAUUGUAAUUAAAUACAAUGUGGGAUUUAUUUAAGAAAAUCAAUAAAUAUGAGAGUUAUCUGUAGUAUGGAAUUGUGCAAGCUAUCACUUCUGUGCUGUGUGAUGGGCUGCGUGUUUGAAUCUAUGCAAACCAGAGGUUAUCCAUGUGACCUCAAAAUGAAAGACAGAAUGGAGUCACAGCCCAACAUUGCAAAAUAUAGCCAUAAGACUGAGGUCAUUCAAUUUUAGUAUUUAUUCUCUGGAUUCCCUGUUUCAUCAUUUACAAGGGACAUAAAAUGCUGACAGUGCAUAACUUGUUUUCCUGUCUUUUAAAAUGUGCCAAAAACAACAUAUACACAAAUACAUACAGUGUGUACAGUAUGUACAAGCAACAGAGUUGAAAGGCACAGAGAAGUCCAACAUACAAAUUCAAUUAUACAACACUGUAAAACUGUCAAUGGAAAUGUAUCAUUGUGGUCUCAUUUACACAUUAAAAAACCCAAAAGAC
Molecule: messenger RNA, 2195 nt
Organism: Pygocentrus nattereri (red-bellied piranha)
Lineage: Eukaryota; Metazoa; Chordata; Actinopteri; Characiformes; Serrasalmidae
Gene: chga
Product: chromogranin A
Exons: 8
Coding region: 226-1263 (345 amino acids)
Biological process (GO): defense response to bacterium; negative regulation of catecholamine secretion; negative regulation of insulin secretion
Cellular component (GO): chromaffin granule
Source: RefSeq, a predicted model, not a curated record